GUUCGCUAUCACAGAAGUCUGUAGAGAAAAGGAGUGGUGAUUAGGUAUGUCUUUGCCUAAAUAUUACGUGUUUUCUACAGUUCACGGGUACUGUGCAGUUACUGUGCGUUAAAAUGUGACAGAUUAAGUUGUUCCACGUAUACUCUAUCGUUUGCAGUGCUUAAAAUCCACGCUAAAUAGUGUAAUUAACGAUGUAAACGUUGAAAAUGACGUUUACUACGGUGCUGUUGUGAGUGUGUGUGUGAGUGACAGCAUUGCUGAGCCGUUGAAGCGAAACUCAAUGGAAUAGGUACCUAUAUUAGAGUACUGGAUGUGAACAGAUUUUUUGACCAUACCGACCGCCAGAUUAUCGCUCUAAUUACGGCGCCGAUCACACGAAGCCAGCGAAUACUGAAAAAAAUCACAUGCGGCAAGAUGACGCCGAAAAUUUCGCGCCAAAACUCGCAUUUAUCGCGACAACGCCAUCUAUUGAUCCGGAGUGACAUUUUCCUUUCGGAUCGCUUGAAAUAAUCACUUGUGUGCGAACUGUUUAGUGUUUUACUGCUAGGGCCGUGAUGUGAUAUAUUGUUGUUUAGUUUUAUGUGUUUGUGUUGUGCGUAACAUGUCUGAGGAGAGAUCGCGUCGUUUAUCGCAGAUCUUCGACCCGCUGUCGAGGUUUACCGACCACAGUGGGGCGGGUCAGUCUGCUAGUACACCGAACAGCCCGCGAUUGUUGCCGAGGAGAUCCCGGGAUCCACCGCCGCCGCCACCUAGGCCUCUCGCCCAUUCGUCACGUCUGGACCCCCUGGAGUAUGAGUUGGCGACGGCACAAGUGGACUCCGUCAAUUGGCAAGAGCGAUGUCUUGAACUGCAGUUGGAGUUGCACAGGAGCCGACACCAGGCUACCAGAGUACGCGACAUGUUGAGAGAUAAGCUCACGGAGCUGGAGCAGCGAGUCCUCGAAGCAGAGGGGAGGGCAGAGGAAGCGGAAGACAAGGUCCGCGCCAUGGAGCAGCGGCUAUGCGAAUGGCCGGCGGGCACUGACGGUGCACCUAAAGCCAUCACGCGACUCGAGGGCCAAAUUGAAGAACAGAAGCAGCUGAGACUCCAAGACGCGAAGCAAGUAGAGGCAAAAGCGGCCCGAAUCAAAGAGUGGGUGACUAAUAAACUUAAGGAGCUUGAACAGCAGAAUCAGCUGCUUAGAGAACAAAACGAUAGGUGCAACCAACAGUUGGAACUACUGAGGAAUCACAUAGCAGCACAGGGGAGCAGAAAUUCUACGUUUCUGCCCACUCGUGCAAGCCUCUCGCUAGAAGUGAGGACAGACGACAGCUCGUCCCGAGCUACGUCCAGUCUUUUGGCGUCCAACAGACGUCGCUCUGAAAGCCUAGAGGGGCCUAAGCUACCAAUAAACACGUCUGAGCCACACUACAGCACGCCUGUUAGACAUAGACGAAAUCUUUCAAUCGGUACGACCAAUAUUGCGAACAACAUCAAUACAAAUUCAGCUCUUAACACCAUGAAUCGAACUAUGGACGAGAGGACUACAGCCAGUUUAUUGGCUGAUGACCUAGCAACGGCUGUAGAGAAUCUAGUGGUUCUACCCACAACUCCGAACACGUCUACAGAUGGCGAUACAACCCAUGAUUAUGCUGAGAUUUAUACUCCAAGUAGAGAGCGCACCCCGGCAUGGCAAGGGGUGAACGUGGUGGUUCAAGGUAAUAGUCGUGGUGGGUCUUCCACUGGUGAUAGCGCUGCUUCGGAUCCUCCCCGGCCGCCCACCCCACCCCUGCACCGCUUCCCCAGCUGGGAGGCCAAGAUCUAUCAGGUAGCAGACGAUGGACUCCAACAAUCGGUAGAGGAAGAACUAAGCCCGCCGCCGUGCUCCCGUCCGAUGCACGAGUCGACCAGCUACCAGGACAUAUCCGUACCCGUUUACGCUACCGUGAAAGGGCGAGCCAGCCAAAUAAGGUCGAUGCCCUUCACCGGCGACUCGUCGGACGACUCCUCUGAUGGUGAAGAGUCUAUGGGUGUAACGGUCCAUAACACUCCACACCAUCAACUAGUCAACACUGCGUAUAGCGGACAAACAUCACAGAUGCCAAUAAACAACGUGAACCUAACAAGUGUUCUGCCGGCCUCCAUACAACAAACCUCUAGUCACGGUCUAGUACUAACUAACAGCGCCAACGGACAGUGCAGUUCUUCUGACACCAGCCUAAGUGCCAGUAGCCCUUCGAAAAGUGUCAAGACCAGCUCAAGUUUAAGUCCCGCAAAGAGAUCGAGUAGCGGGUCGCCGAGCAAACAAAGUAAAACUAGAGACACGUCAUUCGAGUCGGGCAUGUCGGACGACUACGCGAUCCCGCCGGACGCGGUGUCGUGCGAGAGCGCGGUGGCGGCGCGGCCCGCGGACUCGCCGCGCCGACACGACGCGCUCGAGAAGGCGGGACAUCUCGCCAAGCUCGGCGGGAAACUCAAGACCUGGAGGAAGAGAUGGUUCGUCUUAAAAAACGGUACCCUGUCGUACUGGAAGUCUCAGUCAGAGGUGAAUCGGAAACCUCAAGGGCAGAUAGGCUUAGGAGAAGCCUGUAAGAUAUCGAGGAACGAAGGAGCCGCCACGUUUGAGAUAUUCACCGGAAGUCGCACGUACUAUCUAACGGCGGACAGUAAUGCUACCAUGGAAGACUGGAUAAGAGUUUUACAGAACGUACAAAGGAGGAACGCCACAAAACUCCUGUUAAGCAAAGAAGACAAUAAACCGACGAUCCAGGGCUGGUUGACCAAAGUUAAGAACGGACACGCCAAGAAGAGUUGGUGCGUCCUAAUCGGGAAGAUGUUCUUAUACUUCAGAUCGCCAGGAGACCAGAACCCAACAGGCCAGAUCAAUAUGCGUGAUGCACGCGUCGAGGACGUGGAACACGUCUCGGAUUCAGAUUCAGAGGAGAAAAACGACGACACUAGAAAUCAUCUCACUGUCGCCAUCUACCCGCAGCAACAGGUAACUGGGGGUCCAACGUACUUGUUAUUCGAAAGCAAAGCAGACAAAGACUCGUGGUUGUACCAUCUCACCGUGGUCAGCGGCGGCGGACUCAGCCAGGGAACGCACUUCGAGCAGCUAGUCCAGAAACUAAUGGAAACCGAUGGAGAUCCUAAUUGCGUUUUAUGGAGACAUCCGACGUUGCUUUAUUCAAAGGAGAAUUUGACGUCACCGCUGACCUCGCUCAAUUCAGAAGCACUACAGGCAGAGGCACUGAAACUGUUCAAGUGCGUGCAGCUGUUCAUGUCGGUGUGCGUGGAGCAGGCCGGCAUAGACUACCACGUGGUGCUGGCGCAGAACGCGCUGCAGCAGUGCCUCGAGGUGACGGAGCUGCAGGACGAGCUGUGCGCGGCGCUCGCCCGCCAGACGGCGCCGCACGCGCCCGCCAAGCACGCCGUGCAGGUAACACGACACAAGCGCCUUAACGCCAAGCUUGCACACCAACUGCUACUGUGCGCGACCCAGUCGCUCUUCACUUGCGACACGGGAGCCUCGUCAGUCGCCGGCGACGGCAAGAACGACUUGCCCCCCGACGCUGCCUCCUCGCCUGGCUCUGUACAGGCUCCCCUACUAUCGGUGGAUUGCAAGAGUAAUCCGCCGACGUACAGUUUCGUACAAGGCUGGCAACUUCUCGCUUUAGCCGUUAGCCUCUUCGUGCCGAGAAACAACCGAUUGCUAUGGUACUUGAAAUUGCACCUCAGCAGGCAUUCCGAUACUAAAACGGAGUGCGGAAAGUAUGCGGCGUACUGCUCGCGCGCAUUGGAACGCACCAUACGCAACGGCGGACGCGAAGACAAACCGUCGCGAAUGGAAGUGCUGUCGAUUCUACUGAAGAACCCUUACCAUCACUGUCUGCCGCACGCGAUACCCGUGCACAUGCUCAAUAACACUUAUCAGGUGAUCAGCUUCGAUGGUUCCACCACCGUCGAGGAGUUCCUGCACACGCUGAGCACCGAGCUCGGCUGCCGGGAGUCGGCCGCGUCCGGCUUCGCGCUCUUCAGCGACGACCCCAUAGAGAAGGACUUGGAGCACCACAUCAAACCGGACAAAAAGCUAUGCGACGUGAUAUCAAAGUGGGAAACUGCACUGAGAGAGAAAGGCUCCGGAAAGUUCGAGAACACUCGCGUCAUACGAUUGACGUACAGAAACAGGCUAUACUUCAAGAACUCGGUCAGGACCGAAACGGACAAGGAAAGGCUGCUGCUCUGCUACCAGGUCAAUCAGCAAGUGGUAGGGGGUCGCUUCCCGGUGACCCGCGAGCUGUCGGCGGAGCUGGGCGCGCUGAUGGCGCAGCUGGACCUGGGCGACUACCUGGCGGGCCACGCGCUGCACAACCAGCCGCUCGCGCACCGCUACUACCCCUACCGGUACCGCGCCGCGCUCUCCGCCGACCAGCUCAGAGAUUUAGAAGAGAAACUCCGUUCGAAAUGGAUAGCGCUGAAAGGAAGGAGCACAUCGGAUUGCGUCCGGAUCUACCUCAACUGCACGAGGAAGUGGCCGUUCUUCGGAGCCACGCUGUUCCAAGCUAGAAUAAAGCAGCCGGACUUGUCUAUGGUGUGGCUGGCGGUGUCCGAGGAGGGCGUCACGGUGCUGGAGCUCGCCUCCAUGGCCGUCAUAGGUCGGUACGCGCUCACCUCUAUCGGACUCUUUGGUGGAUUACAGGACGAUCUCAUGAUGUUGAUUGACGGCGAAGACGCGACGAGUCCGGUGCACAAGAUGCUGAUCAGCCUCAAUAAACUCAAAAUGGCCGAACUGACUCACUUGAUAGCGGACUACAAGAACGCGCUGCUCCGCAACCCGGCCACGUGCACGCCCCAGCUGUCCCUCUCCCGCCACGGCAGCCACCGCUCCGUGCGCAAACACCCCUCCACCCUCCCGCACUCCAACCCCUCCACGCUCCCGCACGCGCACGCGCACCACACGCUCAACUCGCACGCCACCACCAUGACGCUGGGCUCCGAGCGCAACGCCACGCUCACGCUCAGCUCCCACGCCUCCACCUUCAACCCGCACGCGGACGCCCGGGUGCUGUCCCACGGACAGCCCGACAUACUCAAGUCGACGCCCGACCACCACAGAAGCGAGAAGAAGAGGAGCCACACACAAGACACCGGGGUCGCGUGAGCUCACGAUGCUCACGGUGCUCACGACUAACAUUACACAGCCGUUCUCGUGUCUAUCCAGAUCUAAAUAUCAUUUCUAUGAAAUUUGUUUUCAUAAAAAAAAUAAGUCAAAUGCAUUGUCGUCUGCUUUAGAAGUCAUUUGUCGGAAUCUAGUGCAGCAAACAUAAUGAUAUCAUUCCAUCAGAAAUACAACUAAGACAAUCGAAAUUAAAAACGAAGUUAGUUUAUCGAUUACCUCAUAUUUUUUUAGCUUCAAAUAAUCGAGAUUAUAUCUGAAUUUACUCUAAUAGAUAAUUAUUAUUAUAAUUUUAUAAUAACGUUUAUUUCGAUUUAUUAUUUAAUUUUAUUGUAAGUUAGUUUUAAGUUAAAUAAGUAAACUAGUUUAAACCAGGGACAAUGGACUAUCUGGAACAAUAAUUAAUUAUAAACCUUUUUUUUUCAAAAUUAUAAUAAAUAUUUUUAUUUUCUUUUGUUUUACCGUAAGCUAGGUAAUUAAUUUACUUUGAUAAUUCUUAUAUUUAUAUCACCUAACUGUUCAUUUCUUAAUAAAAAUAAUAAUAUUUUUUAAAUAAAUAAACAUCAUUAAUGACAAACGUAAAUACUCACGAUUAUCUCUCUCGAUAUUCAUAAUUAACUAAUUAAAUGAUAAAAUUGAUUUAUUGUAAGUGACAAACAUUAAAUUAGUGAAACAAAAUUAAUUAAAACGAGUUAUCUCAAUUAAUUCGUAAGAUCUGCAAUGAGAUCUUUGUAUAAAAUCGAUGGACUGAUUCAUAAAUAUAAGAUCAUCAACGAAUAUGACAAAUUUCUAAAUAAGUGUUUAGGAUAUAAGUUUGAUCUGAUUCUUUUUACAAUGCACGACCUAAUAAUGAAAACUCGUAGAUAUAUUCGUCUUCUUCGCUCCUUUGUAGUAAAUUUGUAAGAGCGACAGAGACGAAUAUAUCGACACUAUCGACUGUUUAGGUAAUGCCAAGAAAUGUUCUAAAAUAACAUUAGAUAACGUUUUAGAGGUGAUAUCGUGUUUCUAAUACAUGUUGCGUUUUAUACGCUUUAGAAUUUAGAUGCGCCGAACCGGAGCGGUAAUGUACGCGUCACUGUAGCGAGCGCAUUCGAGAAAAGUGAUUAAAAUAUUCAAUAGAAUUAAAAAUUUGUAUGAAAUCUCAUGUGUACUUUUUGGGAAUCGAAAUAAGAUUGAAAUUUCAUUACGUUUGGAUAUUCCAAUGUCAGACCGUAGACGUUUUGAAUCGAACCACAAUAAAUGUAAAUAGAAAAUAUUUUUUGUAUAUUUUUGCCUUAAUUAUUUCGGGGUUUCCGUGGUGAAUUAACAACUAUCCUAAUAGAAAUAGUAUGGAUUCUUAAUUCUGCGCAAUUUAUAUUUAAUUUUUGUAGAUAGUCUUUAUGAGGAAUAUGAAAUUAUUUCUAGUCUUAGUAUCAUCACGGAACCUCCUGCAAACAAGAGUAUUUUUUUGGUCAUCCAAUUUAACUAUCAUAAUAAUAAUAAUGGAUGAUUAAAUUUUCUACCAUUUUCUAAAUAUAACAAAGAUAAUGUUACCAACUUCACUAGUUUUUUUUUUCUAUGUUUACAUACAAUGAAGAAGGAUUUCUUUAUUACUACAUAUAUUUAUUACGCACAAUAUCUUUUCAUAUUUGUUACACAGAAUUACAAUUCGAGAGUAAUAAGAACGAAUGAUAUUGUAAAAGUUUGUGUCAAAUUCAAAGACGCUGUCAAUAUAUUUAUUUUAAUUCUACAUACAGAAAUAAAGUUUUGUAAGUAUUACAUCAAACGUAAUAGUAUAUUGAAGUAUAUUUUAGAAGUAAAUUUCCUUUGUUGUGUGUAAAUUAAUAGCCAAAUAAAUAAAAAUGGGAAAAGCUAAAUGCUAAAUGAAACGGCAACUAAAUAGUUGUAGGAAUAAGUUAGUUAUGUCAUAAUAAUUUAUUUAGAGGCAGGAAUAUCGAAAACGUAGACAGUUACAAUUUGAAUGUGUUAAUAAUGGACCCUCUAGUGUGGACUACACUUUUCAGCCACAAGAGCUUUUCCUUCUUCACACGAAAAGAGUCCUUAGCGGUCAUAAGCCACGGUAACCACGUCUUCACGUCACGUCAUCUAACAACGAAAUAGGCUGUUGAUAAAAAAUAAUAGACUUACAAACAAUAACAAAUUUUCUAUUUGACCAUAGACUAAAAAAAAAAAUUAUCUUCAAAUGUAACUGUCUAGUUUUGUAAUUUGACCAAUCCGCUUUCAAAGGCCAAUUGGUGCUGAGCGUGACCCACAAUUUUAGUUUUUAAACCAAUUGAAGGGACUUUUCGUUCAACUAAGGUUUCCAUCACAGAUAAUAAAUAAUAUACAUACUGAUUUUUGAUCAUAUAAAUACGAAAUUUAAAAAUAUGACAGUUAUGGUAUAAAAACUAAAGUUGGGUGUUGCCAUGUAGUGGAGCGUAGUCCGCUAUGUAGUAAAUAAAAUUAUAUUUGGAUCGCACUUUUUGCACAACACGUAACUGUUUAUAUAAUAUUACAUGUUAUAUGUAGGAUUGUGUAUAUUUUACAGGAAAUGAAAAAAAAAACUAAGAUUUCUUUAUUCAUUCAACUUUUAUCGUCUUUUGAUAAUAAGAGCAUCAUACUAUUUAUUUAUAUGAUUAGUUCCACUUUUAAUUUUUCAUUAAAAUUCUUUUUGGUUUUUAAGUUUAUCAACCUCGUGUUUUAGGCCUAAAGUGAACAUUUUGUAUAAGGCAAUUUACAACCAUUCUUUUGUUUGACGAUGCGGGAAUAAACGUAUUAAAGAA
Bombyx mori (domestic silkworm) is the source of this 7917-nucleotide messenger RNA. RefSeq lists its product as uncharacterized. Gene Ontology annotation, cellular component: cytoskeleton. Lineage: Eukaryota; Metazoa; Arthropoda; Insecta; Lepidoptera; Bombycidae. The transcript is spliced from 31 exons. The record is from RefSeq and is a predicted model, not a curated record. The coding region runs from base 602 to 5140 and encodes 1512 amino acids.